Dreissena polymorpha is the source of this 1186-nucleotide messenger RNA. RefSeq lists its product as uncharacterized. NCBI's taxonomy places the organism in Eukaryota, Metazoa, Mollusca, Bivalvia, Myida, Dreissenidae. The coding region runs from base 284 to 697 and encodes 137 amino acids. The transcript is spliced from 3 exons. The record is from RefSeq and is a predicted model, not a curated record.
AACAAACAACAAAUCCGAGUUGUUUGUAUGUUAAUGGUGAAAACAUUCAAUCAUAAAAGCUCUGUGAAAAUGUAUAGGAACAAUGUGUAUAAUAUCAUGUACACCUGGAUAUAAAAUGGAAGGCGCAUUAUGUUAUGCAUUUGUUUAACCACUAAUUUUGUUGUUGUGAGAUAUAGAGAUAAAGUUAUUUAUUUUUUUAAAUGCUGUUUUUGCAAGAUUGCGCAUUGCAGCAACAACAACAGUUAAGAAAAUAGCAACAGCAUAAUAGACAGACACAGCAGCAAUGGCCACAGCACCAACAAUAGCAGUAACAGAUGAUGGCUUAGCUUCAUCAGCAACAGCAGAAGCAACAAGAUCUUACGUCCAUGGACCAUUUAGAUGUCACUUUAGAAAUUCAGAAGAUCUUUAUGAAAGAAUAAACAUGGAUUGCAUGGCAUUGAGUUUGGUUUGGAAGCAGUUACUAUCGCAGAACUCGAGCCAGCAAAGGUCAUUCUCACAGGAAUCCAGUAUCUCCAUGGUGCAGGACCCACAGUCUAUGAACGUUGUGGAGCUUGAACCUUGGACGCCAAUUGAAAAAUAUCCAAACCGUCCAAUCAGAAAGACAGUCUGUUGCAGCAGUUAUUCAAACCUAGGAUGCUUAGUGAUAGACAUAAAUAAACACAUGCUAGUCCCUAAGUGCCUGCAUUGGCUGUUUUAAAGCCUUGCUGUCCAUUCUGAACACUUAAAUGGAAGCUCUCACCUUAGAAUUUUGGGAUAGGUCGAAACCCAGUGGCAUGGUGCAGACUAACAUCGCAGAAUGACAAAGAAGUACAAGCCUGUGACCAGCAAUAAACUAAUGUGGCCAGCUAUGUUGUGUCAUGUGACCAGCCAAGCUGUGUGUAAAGAGAAAACUAUAGUUCAUGUCUUGUGGGAUUUAUGACGCUUUAAGUGAUUUGCUGUUAUAUGUUUUUGUGAUAUAUAUAGUUAAUUAUAAUCAAGUGAAGAUUACUUGUUUAAAGUGAUUAUGUAAAGUAUUAUUUUAAGUUCAAAAGAGUGCAAGCCUGUGUUGCUACUUUGUCUGUAUUCGAAAGUUUGAUCAAGAUGUUGGUAAAACAUAGAACAUAAACAUAUUUUUUAUUACAUUGAUUUAAAACUUAAGCAAAGUUGUUUAACUAAUAUUGUUAACUUGAAUAAAUUUUCAAACAUU